Messenger RNA from Penicillium psychrosexuale, 576 nucleotides. RefSeq lists its product as uncharacterized. Bases 1 to 576 code for a protein of 191 amino acids. The record is from RefSeq and is a predicted model, not a curated record. The transcript is spliced from 4 exons. Lineage: Eukaryota; Fungi; Ascomycota; Eurotiomycetes; Eurotiales; Aspergillaceae.
AUGUUUGUUUACAUUUGGCGGCAUGAAAAAAGAGCAGUUAGUCGUUUCGUUCCGCACAACUAUCUCGCCGGCCUGCGUAUCUCGCCGGCCUGCGGCCGGCGAGAUCCCUCGGGUCCCCAUCAUCCACCCUUUGUGACGUCCGGUCUGCCGCCCGUCGAAACCACCACCCUGGCACCUGUUCUCGCCCCUUCUGAGUCUGCGUCUACUACGGAGCCGCCCGUCAACAACGUCACCCUGCUACCAUUUAUCGUUCCUCCGGGGUGGACCACGAAUCCUCGAAGUCCCGGAUACAAAGCCGACUGGGCGGAUCGUAACUCUGAGGGCCAGGUUUUCGCUCCAUGCCAUGGCCUUACACUAGCGAGGCCGAUAAUGGAGCAUGUGGAUUCCCUAAUGGUGAUUUUCCAAUCGGGCGACAAAUUCUAUCUCUGGGAGCGCGUAUCCGAUGUCCUUGAGGAAAUCAUUUCUCGGGAUCUGUAUGACGUUACUACUGUUAUUGCUGAGCGAGGACUUCGAGAGCUGCGUAGGGAGGUUAUUCCUUGUCUUUUCGAUCCAACUGAGUUGGAUGACCAGUCUUGA